CUAAAAUAAAUUAAAAAGUCUAAAUUUCAGAAUAUUAUUAAUAUAACUUUAAUAUUAUAAUAAUAUUUUAUUAUAUACAAUAUUGUCAUUGUAAUACACACAUAAAAAUCAAUUGCAUAUUAUGUAUUAUAAGUCAGCAGAUUAAAUAUCUGUUAGAAUUCCAUGUUUUUACGGCUCUUGCAAUUUAAUUAGAUUAAUCUUAGUUUGUUUGAAAUUAGAAUCCAGUUCACGUACUAUUCACAAUACUAAAAUAAAUAAAAUAUUGAAAAUGCACGGACGGAUAAAGGUUCGUACUACAGAAGAAGAAAAGGCCAAGAAAGAGAGAGAAAGGCAAGAAAAGCUUAAAAUUUUUAAACAUGCAAUGCAAAAAAUCCAAUAUAAAAGAAAACAAGGAGAACUGGACGAGGAACAGUUAAAUCUUACUGGCAAUGUCUUAAGCUCAAAUCCUGAUAUUUACACUUUAUGGAAUAUAAGAAGAGAAAUUCUUUCUGACUUUAGGAAUAAUAAAACUGAAGAAGAAAUUUCAAAGCUUUAUGAUGCUGAAUUAAGCCUCACAGAGUAUUGUUUAAAAAUAAAUCCAAAAUCAUAUUGUGCCUGGCAUCAAAGAGAGUGGGUCCUUACAACUAGAUCAGAUCCAGAUUGGAAGAAGGAGCUUGGUUUAUGCAAUACUUACUUGAAAUUAGAUGAGAGAAACUUUCAUACUUGGGAUUAUAGAAGAUUUGUUGUUAGUCAAUGUAAGCCAUCUCUCAAAGAAGAAUUUGAUUAUACCACAGAAAAAUUACAUGAAAACUUUUCAAAUUAUUCUGCUUGGCAUUAUAGAAGUAAGAUGUUGCUGCAAUUAUAUCCAGAUUUGGAAGGAGGAAGACCUAUACAAGAUAGUCAUCAUAAACAUGAAUUAAAAAUGGUGCUAAGUGCUGCAUUUACUGACCCAGACGACACAAGUGCCUGGUUUUACCAAAGGUGGUUGUUAGGUGCUGUUAAAAUUACUACAAGUGUAGUAGUAUGCACUAUAACCGCAACAAAGACAUCUGUGGCCUUUAGUCACACUGUUUCUAUAGAUUAUAUAAAUUCUAAUAUUAAUUUAUUUAUUAAUGAUGUAAAAGUAAAUGGUGAAUGGUCUUCAUGUACUGGCUGUGAAAAUGAUGACCUGUGGAUCUUUAAACACAACCAAAUUAUUACUGAUAAAUUAAUUAUAAAGUUAGAGCAUAAUGUAAGCAAUGAUGAAAAAGAAGUUAUACAACUUGAAGAGUACAAGCCAUGCUAUUAUGUAGGAAAGAAUAAAAUAAACUUUCAAAACAAGUACUCUGCUUCUGUGUUAGAAGAACUGAAUGAGCAGUUAGAUGCAUGUCGACAGUUACUUAUUCUAGAACCUGACAACAGAUGGACUCUUCUAACAACUACCUUCUUUUUGCAAUGCAUUGAUUCAAAAGUGUAUCACAAAGAAAUAAUUGGCAACUUGGACUUGUUAAUGAAACUCGAUAAACAAAGAGCAGGUUAUUACAGUGACCUUAAAUCUAAAUGGUUGAUAGAAUUUUUUCUUCCGGAACAUUACACGAAGAUGAACAUUGAUUAUAAUGUUGCGUUUAGAAAUCUAACCAGCUUACCUCAUUUGCAAUACUAUAGCUUUUGCGAGGAUGUAGACCUUUCAAACCAAAACUUGACUUCUAAAGUAUUGCCAAGUCUCAUUAAAUUACAACAUUGCAAGAAACUUAAUUUAUCUAACAACAAAUUAACAACAUUGAAUGGAUUUCCAUCACUGCAGUUGGAAGAACUGAAUAUUACACAAGGAAAUAAUUUAGAUUUAAAAGAUAUAGAACAAUUUAAAAAGAAACACAAUAAUAUCAAAGUAAUACUUUAAUAAAUGAUAUUGAUUUUGUACUAGUACAAACUACAAAUGCAUAAGUAAAUUUAUUGUAUAAUCAGAUCUUUAAAAUUUUAUAGAUGUUCUGUAUAAAAUCAUGGCUUGAUAGAGUUAAUUUUAAAUCGGUUUUUGGAAGUGCAAGUGUAAACUAUGUCUAUUUAGAUACCGUUUUUACUUUCAUAUUUGAUAUCAUUUGAUAGUCCAUUCAGAUACACAAUGGUGGCCUUAUUUAUUACAUUAACAAUGUUUAAAAAAUAUUACAAAUAAUAAUUGCAACGCCUUACUUUGUUACAAUCAAUAUUAAAUAAAGAUUUUAUAACACUAA
Messenger RNA from Colias croceus (clouded yellow), 2186 nucleotides. It is a transcript of the gene RabGGTa, whose product is annotated as geranylgeranyl transferase type-2 subunit alpha. The record is from RefSeq and is a predicted model, not a curated record. Gene Ontology annotation, cellular component: cytoplasm; Rab-protein geranylgeranyltransferase complex. Lineage: Eukaryota; Metazoa; Arthropoda; Insecta; Lepidoptera; Pieridae. The transcript is spliced from 10 exons. Gene Ontology annotation, biological process: protein geranylgeranylation. The coding region runs from base 269 to 1858 and encodes 529 amino acids. Gene Ontology annotation, molecular function: Rab geranylgeranyltransferase activity; protein binding.